Molecule: messenger RNA, 715 nt
Organism: Impatiens glandulifera
Lineage: Eukaryota; Viridiplantae; Streptophyta; Magnoliopsida; Ericales; Balsaminaceae
Product: 40S ribosomal protein S13-like
Exons: 5
Coding region: 93-548 (151 amino acids)
Biological process (GO): translation
Cellular component (GO): cytosolic small ribosomal subunit; nucleolus; ribosome
Molecular function (GO): structural constituent of ribosome; small ribosomal subunit rRNA binding
Source: RefSeq, a predicted model, not a curated record
CUGUGAAUAUCAUCUCCUUGUUUUAGGUUAACUAGGGUUUCUUGAAUCAUCUAAGCACAAGGCAGAACCAGAGAGAGUAAUCCGUCGCAGCCAUGGGACGAAUGCACAGUGGAGGGAAAGGUAUCUCAGCUUCUGCUCUACCAUACAAGAGAACUCCCCCUACCUGGCUAAAGAUCAGUGCUUCAGAUGUUGAUGAGAAUAUCUGCAAGUUCGCUAAGAAAGGAAUGACUCCGUCUCAGAUCGGUGUCAUCCUUCGAGAUUCUCAUGGAAUUGCUCAGGUGAAGAGCGUGACCGGAAACAAGAUAUUGCGUAUUCUUAAGGCUCAUGGGCUUGCGCCUGAGAUUCCUGAGGAUCUUUACCACUUGAUUAAGAAGGCAGUUGCUAUUAGAAAACAUCUGGAAAGGAAUAGGAAGGAUAAGGAUUCCAAGUUUAGGCUGAUUCUUGUGGAGAGCAGAAUUCAUCGUCUUGCUCGCUAUUACAAGAAGACUAAGAAGCUUCCCCCUGUCUGGAAAUACGAAUCGACCACGGCUAGUACUCUGGUGGCAUAGAAGAGAUCAGGAUUUGCCAUUUUCGUGUUUUUUGCUGUGGUAAAAUUAUGUAGUAUCUAUUAUCAUCAAACAAGAUUUUUUGCUGCCUGAUUCCUUAAAACGGUUCAAAAGAUUUUUUUGUUAAGUCACUAUUUUUUAACUAGAGAUUAUUCAUCCCUUUAUGACUA